AUGGUAUCGGACGAUGUGGUGAUGGGAACUCUGACCGUCAGAGAAAACUUGACCUUCUCGGCGGCGCUGCGUCUCCCGUCGACCAUCACUCAGCAGGAGAAAGACCAGAAGGUCACCAAGCUGAUCCAGGAACUGGGACUGGGACGAGUGGCAGACUCCAAGGUGGGCACUCAGCUGAUUCGAGGGAUCUCUGGUGGCGAGAGGAAGAGGACGAAUAUUGGCAUGGAGCUGAUCAUCGACCCGCCCGUCCUCUUCCUGGACGAACCCACCACGGGACUCGACGCCAGCACCGCCAACUCUGUGCUGCUGCUGCUCAAGAGGAUGUCGAACCACGGUCGCACCAUCAUCCUGUCCAUCCACCAGCCCAGAUACACCAUCUACCGCCUGUUCGACAGCCUCACCCUGCUCGUCAACGGCAAACAGGUUUACCACGGCCCGGCACAGAGGGCGCUGGACUAUUUCUCUGACAUCGGAUACACCUGCGAGGCUCACAACAACCCCGCUGACUUCUUCCUGGACGUCAUCAACGGAGACUCAACCGCCCUCAGCAGCCUGCAGGGAGAAGAUUCAGCUCAGGACUUGGAUUCUGUGACAAAGUCUAGAAGGGGAAUCGAGGACAAACUGGUGGAAGAGUACAGAAGUUGUCAAUACUUCAAACAAACAAAAGAGGAGCUGGAAAGAAUCGUUGAGGGAAAGCAGACGACCAAGUUUUCUCCUUCCAGAACCAUCACCUACAACACUGGUUUCCUGACCCAGUUCAGAUGGGUUCUCAAGAGGACGUUCCGCAACCUCAUCCUCAACCCUCAGACCUCCAUCGCCCAGGUGGUCGUGACGAUCUUCCUCGCUCUGAUUGUCGGAGCCCUUUUCUUUGAAAUCAAAGAGGAUGAGAACGGCAUUCAGAACAGGCUCGGUUGUCUCUUCUUCAUCGUUACGAAUCAGUGUUUCGGCUCGUUGUCGGCUGCAGAACUCUUCAUCACUGAGAGGAAGCUCUUCACUCAUGAAUACAUCAGCGGUUACUACAGAGUGUCCGUCUACUUCCUGUGCAAGAUCCUGUCUGACAUCAUCACGCUGAGGACCAUCCCUGCCAUCAUCUUCUCCUGCGUCGCCUACUUCAUGAUCGGUCUGAAGUUCACGGUAGAGGCCUUCUUCACCUUCAUGUUCACCGUGGCUCUGGUGGCCUACACAGCCACCUCCAUGGUCAUGGCCAUCUCAGCCGACCAGACGGUGGUGGCCAUCGCCAACAUCUACAUGACCAUCUCCUUCGUCUUCAUGAUGAUCUUUGCAGGCCUGCUGGUGAACGUUUCCUCCAUCGUCAGCUGGCUCAGCUGGUUAAAAUUCUUCAGCAUACCCAGAUAUGGGUUAAGCGCUUUGCAGAUUAACGAGUUCACGGGGCUGAACUUCUGUUCAGGGCUGAACGGCACCAUCAUCCCUCCAGUUAUCUCGUGCACGGGGGAGGCGUACCUGGAGAAGCAGGGCAUCGAUUACUCCACCUGGGGUCUGUGGCAGAACCACCUGGCUCUGAUCAUCAUGAUCUUCUGCUUCCUCUCCAUCGCGUACCUCAAACUGCGCUUCAUCAAGAAGUUCACCUGAAAUCCUCGAACUCU
Molecule: messenger RNA, 1604 nt
Organism: Nematolebias whitei (Rio pearlfish)
Lineage: Eukaryota; Metazoa; Chordata; Actinopteri; Cyprinodontiformes; Rivulidae
Gene: abcg2a
Product: ATP-binding cassette, sub-family G (WHITE), member 2a
Exons: 15
Coding region: 1-1590 (529 amino acids)
Cellular component (GO): plasma membrane
Molecular function (GO): ATP hydrolysis activity; ABC-type transporter activity; ATP binding
Source: RefSeq, a predicted model, not a curated record